Molecule: messenger RNA, 1664 nt
Organism: Syngnathoides biaculeatus (alligator pipefish)
Lineage: Eukaryota; Metazoa; Chordata; Actinopteri; Syngnathiformes; Syngnathidae
Gene: mettl2a
Product: methyltransferase 2A, methylcytidine
Exons: 11
Coding region: 141-1178 (345 amino acids)
Molecular function (GO): tRNA (cytidine-N3)-methyltransferase activity
Source: RefSeq, a predicted model, not a curated record
GAUGAAUCCCUGAAAUUAUUUUUUUUAAUUAGUAUUUGCUCACCACGUUUUGUGGUAAAUGAACAACAUUUGGGUAGUUAAAUUUCCGAUCGUCUCUGAAUGCCUCCCCACCUCGACAUCCGGCUGCGUCGUUUUCCAACAUGGCGGCGCCCUACACGGUUGCCGAUGGCGUCCACGAAUCCACUCGCGUUCCGUCACAAUCGUCCGUCUCGGAGGAAAAGCGACCUCAGUUCGGGACUCGUUUCCUGACGGACCCCCGGCAGGUCUUCCAGCACAACGCGUGGGACAACGUGGAAUGGACUGAGGAGCAAGAAGCGGCUGCGAAGAGCAAAGUACAAGAGAACAGUCAGCCGCUGCCUCCAGAGAAACAAGAGGACUUUGACAGCCGGGCGAACGAGUACUGGAACGACUUCUACACCAUCCACGAGAACCGCUUCUUCAAAGACCGCCACUGGCUCUUCACCGAGUUCCCCGAACUGGCGCCGGCACCCCCCCGCGACCGCCGUCCCCCUCCCGACCGCCGUCACGCUCCUCCGUCCGCUUCGGAUCCAAGCGACUUCCCGGGUUCUUCCGCCUCGUAUCGGAUUCUCGAGGUCGGCUGUGGUGUCGGCAACACGGUUUUUCCCAUCCUGAAGACCAACAACGAUCCAGGUCUUUUUGUGUACUGCUGCGACUUCUCCAGGACGGCCGUGGAGCUCGUCAAGGCUAACCCGGAGUACGACGCCGGGCGCUGCUUGGCCUUCGCGUGCGACCUGAGCGACGACAGCGCCGCCUACCCCGUCCCGGACGGGACCCUCGACGUGGUGGUGCUCAUCUUUGUGCUGUCGGCGUUGCAUCCCGACAAGAUGCGGGCGUCCGUGAGCAGACUGGCCCGCUUGCUGAAGCCCGGCGGGGUGAUGCUGCUGCGUGACUACGGACGCUACGAUAUGGCGCAGCUGCGCUUUAAAAAAGGAAGGUGUCUGUCAGAUAACUUUUACGUCCGUGGCGACGGAACCAGGGUGUACUUCUUUACACAAGACGAACUCCACGACAUAUUCACCGAGGCCGGGCUGGAGAAGGUGCAGAAUCUGGUGGACCGGAGGCUCCAGGUGAACCGCGGCAAGCAGCUCACCAUGUACAGGGUCUGGAUCCAGUGCAAGUACCGGCGGAACCCAGAGGAGGAAACCGACUCCGCUUGAUGCCAAACCAUUACGUGUACUGCAUUAACUGCCAUCAUGCGUCAUUCUUUUGCGAUACACACAUAAGGAAGUGUUUCUCGUCACCUGGAUGCUGUUUUUUUAAGCAAAAUUUUUGGGAUAUAAUGGCCUGAUUUUAACCUUUUUUUUAUAUGCAAGAUGAAUAAAAUCUUUUUUUUUUUCCUUACGGCAUCAGAACAAAACGUGUUAUGAGCGGAACGGCAACUUUUACAUCACUUUGUCCACCGAUUGUGUGCUUUGAUUGCGCUGUGGAGGUUUGCGACUGGCGCACGCGAGAUUUGCAGGAGCAGGAGCUCAGUACUUGACGCAAUCUCACGAGACAUUAUGAGCCAUGAUGGAAGAACUGCACAGCCUGGACCCCCGGCGACAGGAGCUGCUGGAGGCUCGCUUCACCGGGGUCGGCGUGGCUAAGGGUUCGGGCCAGAGUCAGAAUGAGUCGUCCAACCAGAGUCUGUGCAGCGUCGGCUC